Molecule: messenger RNA, 3507 nt
Organism: Poecilia latipinna (sailfin molly)
Lineage: Eukaryota; Metazoa; Chordata; Actinopteri; Cyprinodontiformes; Poeciliidae
Gene: ptgfrnb
Product: prostaglandin F2 receptor inhibitor b
Exons: 15
Coding region: 369-3044 (891 amino acids)
Cellular component (GO): membrane
Source: RefSeq, a predicted model, not a curated record
UCUCUGUCUCUCUCUCUCUCUCCGUCCCUCCUUCCCAAUCAGCUUUAUUCAGUCUGUGGAUGUGUCUGCUUCGCUCCCACACUAUUAAAAGCAGCUCAGUCAUGUCAGCGUGUGGAAAAUCGUGGGAACGCUCUCGCCGGGUCUUCAUUUCUCUGGAUUAGGAUACACCGGGUGUGCGCUCGUUUUCUGGGCUUUUUGCGGCUCCGCUUGGGGUGUGUACGGAGCGCGGCGGACUGGCUGCCAAGAGUUUCAUUAGGGUUUGACCCUCCAUCUACGGGAGGGUUGGUUUUUCUUGUCCCAACCCAGGACAAAGGACGUGGGGAAAAUUAAGGACUAAAGGGAGACGGCAGAGUAGGAGAGUGGUGAACAUGGAACCCGGUUUCCUUGCACUCGCCUUUGGUCUUUUAUUCAUCGGUGGAUGCUCGGCCCGUGUGGUGACGGUCUCUCCUGGUCCAUUAAUCAGGGUGGAAGGUCAGCCGGUCUCCAUCAGGUGUGACGUCAAUGACUAUGGAGGACCUAGUGAGCAGGAUUUCGACUGGGAGAUGUCCAGGGAUGGAAACGAGCCAAGGAGUCGAAUCAUCUCCACCUUCGAAUCCAGUUUCUCGGACCCUUCGUUCAGCAGGCGUGUCGCGUCCGGUGACAUCUCAGUGGUGCGUCUCCAGGACAACGAGGCGGAGCUAAAGAUCGGCGAGGUGAAGCUGACAGACUCCGGUUUCUACCUCUGCCGAACGCCGAGUACCGACCCGACCACCAGCGGCAACUACGACGCUCAGGUCCAGCUCAGGGUUAUCCCCAACACCCUCAAGGUGACCCCCCAGACUCCUCCCCCGGUCGUCCAAGAGGGACACGACCUCACGCUUUCCUGCAGCGCCACGCGAGAACUGACCUUCCCUUCGCUGACCUACCUGUCCAUCGCCUGGUUGGUGAAAACCAGCGGCGGCUCUGAGGAAAUCCUCACGUUUGGCCCCCAGGGCGACGUCGUCACGGGUCCGAGGUUCACCCGCCGCUACCUUGACGGGGACCUCCGGCUGGUUCCAGGCAGGAACGGCGCGUUUGAGCUGGUGAUUUCCAGGGUCACCGCGUCCGACGAAGGGACGUACGCGUGCACGGGGGCCGAAUGGACGAGUGAAAGCGGAGGGAAGUGGACGAAGAUUGUGGAAAGCUCCAAAGAGAUGGGGGCCGUUUCAGUCACACCUACAAAUCGUUCCCUCAAUGUGAAAGCAUCAUCUUCACCUUCCUCGCAAUCCUCCACUUCACUGCUUCUGUCUCCUGGCAACACGCUGACCCUCCUCUGCCACGUCUCUGCCGACAACCUGGACGUCCUCUCCUUGGAGGUGACCUGGCUGGCCGACGAUGGCGAAAUCAUCACCGUGAACCGCAGCGGCGUGGUGAACGCCAACUCGGUCUCGAAACGAGGCGAGGCGAGCCUGGAGAAGACCGGAGACAGCGACUACAGGUUGGCGGUCAGGGGCGUGAGCAGCAGGGACGGCGGGGUCUAUACCUGCCGGGUUCAAGCCUUUAUCGAGGAAGGACGUGUCACAGGAGGAGGAGCAGGGCGGUGGCACAUGGUGGCAGAGAAGACCUCCAACCCCGUGACUGUGAAGGUCUCCGAAAUCAAGCCGAACUUCACACUGACCCUGGAAGCCGCCACGAAGCCCCAGAAGACGGGCGAACCCAUAGAGCUCUCCUGUGACGUGACCAACAUCUCCCAGCUGCCACCAGGGGGCAGACUGGGUGUCAGCUGGGAGUACAUCAGCCUUCCUGAUAAGGUGACAAAUGCGUCGCCUCCGAAGCUCAUUGGCUCCUUGGACGCCAACGGCAACCUGGAGUCGAAUUCGGCGUACAAAGACAGGCUGGACAGCGGAGUGUUGGUUCUGAGCAGAGUCCAACCCAACACGUUCAAACUGCGGUUUCUCCGCACACAGAAGAUCGACAUGGGCCAGUAUGUGUGCACCGUCUCUGCCUGGAGCGUUAGCAGCCAGGGGAAAAUGGUGAAUGCCGCAGAGUACAAAAGCUCGCCGCUGACCGUCCUGUGGGACACCAAGAGCCCCACUGUCAAAGUCGCAGCCAAAACCAUUCGUAGCGUCUCAGUGGGCGGAGCUACCUUUGAGAUGACAUGCUCCGCCAUCACCGAGAACAUCGGCGACUGGAUCGGCUUUGCCGUGCAGAUCCAAUCACAGAGCGGCACAGAAGCCAUCAAACCAAUCAUGUCCCUUAGCCCCGACAACGUGGUGCAGGUCACUGACCCAUCUAGGAGGGACAGUCUGGUUCUUGCCAAAACCGGCGCGAUGGAGUUCAACUUCCGCCUGGAGGGCGUCCAGCCGUCAGACAAAGGGAACUACUGGUGCGACGUCACGGCUUUCACCAAACAGCAGCCAGAUCAGUCCUGGACCACUGCCGCCACGGGGAAUUCCAACAGAAUCACCAUCAACUUUCAAGAAAACGGGCCGUCAUUCUCCGUCGAAACCCGCUACGACACCAGCAGCGUUUAUCCGUGGGAAACGGCCAAGAUGGAGUGCUCUGUCCGCGUCUCCGGAUCCUCGCCAAAAAGCGGCGGCACAAACUCUCAGACAGAGGAGCUGGCGUACGAGGUGAGGUGGUUUUUCACCCGGCUGCGCGGCGAACAGAGCACGAGUCCGGUGGUCAGCGUGGACCGCUUUGGCGUCGUGACCAAGUCCAACCGCAACUCGUCCAGCGACGUCUCCAUAGAGCGCAAGGACGCCAACACCUACGUGCUCUACAUUUUCGGCACUCAGGACAGUGACAGCGGUGAGUACCACUGCAUGGUCACUCCGUGGUACAAGUCGACCUCAUCAGGACUUUGGACUCAGGAUAAAGACUAUACCUCUGGCAAAGUCUUCCUCUCCGUCAAAAUUGCAGUAUGGGACUCCUUAAAGCUACCUCUGCUAUAUGGUGCAUCAGCCUCUCUGGGUGUGGGCGUCUUCUCUCUGCUCCUGGGUCUGAUUUGCGCCCGGUGCUGCUGCCGCAACACGGCGCACACUCCCCGCUCGCGCACCAAGCUGAUGGACCUCGAGAUGGACUGACAAACAGUUUCCCCUGCGCCCGCACACUGCAGCGCCCACAAGAAGCACCACGCGCAAAAUAGACAGACUCCCGUCGACGACUUCUGGGACACUCACCUGUUUGCCGCCGACGGGCGCUGGGAGUGAGUCGGCAUCGCUUAGGGAGCCCGACCAACCGAUUCACAGUGCUUAUUUUUUUUAAAUAAAAUUAAAUCUAAUAAAGGUGCUUUUGGGAGGAGGAAACUUCUCAGCUCUGCAGUGGAGGCGCAGGGGAUUUUCACGCUCGCUCGAUGGAGAAAUAGCCUUUCAGACUUCUGCUUCGUUUUUGAAUACGUUUUGGUUUUCCAAUAGGAUUUCUAUCUGUUUUGAGAAACUUUUGAGGAAGCCGGAGCUUCUGAGAUGUCACUGCCCACUGGGACUAUAGAGGACCUCUACACAGAUCUGCUGCUUCUCUAACCACUAGGAAUAACAAAAAAAAAAGAAG